Messenger RNA from Rhododendron vialii, 1339 nucleotides. RefSeq lists its product as uncharacterized. The record is from RefSeq and is a predicted model, not a curated record. The coding region runs from base 160 to 927 and encodes 255 amino acids. Lineage: Eukaryota; Viridiplantae; Streptophyta; Magnoliopsida; Ericales; Ericaceae. The transcript is spliced from 2 exons.
UUGCUCUUUAUCUAAAAUAAAAAAAUCCUUAAUAAAGCAAGUGACAAAAAACCAAUUUGGUCAUUGAUCACAAACCCACCCCACCAACCUCUCAGCCCCAUCAUCUCCAAUUCACCUCUUCAUCCCUCCCAACAACCCAAAAAAAAAAAACCAAAAACCAUGUUUGAUCCAAAACCUGAUCUCCCAAACCUCCAUGCUCACACCUUCAACCCCACCUCACGCAUCAACGAAAGAUGGGCAGACGCGAACAUCGAAUCCCGGGUUCGAAAAACAUCAGAAAACUAUCAGAGUUACCGGAGUCACAGGGCAGCAGAGGAUGAUACAGAGGACGAUUCGGGUUUUUCGUCGCCGCCGUUGUGGAAGACGAACUACAAGCACCUCUCGCCGAACUCGAGGUCCCAGGCUAUAGCCAGAGGCCAAUGGGAGCUCAUGGAGAUGGUCAAAACCAUGCCCGAAUCGUGUUACGAGCUUUCGCUGAGGGAUAUUGUCGAGCACCCUAUCAGAGCGCAGUCCGCAGAGGACCGUUUGGUUGAUGAUGAGAAAGUCUUGGCGAGAAAACCGUCGAGGGGGGUUAAGAGAGAGGAGAGCAGAGUGAAGAUGGUGAGGAGCCGGAGCAGAGAGAAUAAUCACGGCGGGGGGUUGCUCUUGAAGAUGGCGUUUCCGUUUAGUCUGGGGUCGAAGAAGAAGAAGAAGAACUUGGCGGGGACGAAUAGUUUUUCGAGGGUUUCGCCGCGGCCGGAGGGGGUGGAUAGGGGCGGGAAAGGUGGUGAGAAGGAGUGGUGGAAGAAGAGGUUUUCGAGCGAGAGCGGGGGAGGGAGUGGGAGUAGCGGCGGUAGCAGCAGCAGCAGUAGCGGCAGGAAGAAAAGUGGUUGCUCACUCGGUUGCUGGUCCUUCCUCACUAAGAGAAACAUGAAAACUUCAAAGUGAAAGACGUCGUUAUACUACUCCUGAGACUCAAUAGAAUGCUUUAGGAAUAUACCGCUAAAGGCUAAAGCGAGUGUGACGUAGCACAUGUGAAUUCCCUUGAAAUUUUGGAGGAGGUUGGUUGUUUUCUUUCCCAUCUUUAAUUUCUUAUAAUCUCCUUAAGGCUCUGUUUGCCAAGAUAUUGUUCUUCAAAGCGAUGCUUCAGCCUGUGGAUGUACAGCUGCAAUCUGUUUAAUUUCUUAUAAUCUUAUUAAGGCUCUGUUUGCCAAGAUAUUGUUCUUAAAAGUGAUGCUUCAGCUUGUGGAUGUACAGCUGCAAUCUGUUCAUAUAUUUUUCAUGCUUCUGUGUCUAUGGAUGGACUGGAAUUUCUGCAGAAAUUGCACGAGAUUAUGAUCAAACUUCAGUUUUUAUGGCA